CGUGGCCCGGUGAAGCCGGCAGUUGAGGUACGGAGGGAAGCUGUAGUGGGAGUGUUCGAGCGUUCGCUUUGUGCAUUAAAAGUAGAAGUUUACUGCAAAGAUGGCAGAUCCGGAUGUCCUCACUGAAGUUCCAGCUGCAUUGAAGAGGUUAGCCAAGUAUGUGAUCCGAGGUUUUUAUGGCAUUGAGCACGCGUUGGCCUUGGACAUCUUGAUCCGAAAUCCUUGUGUGAAAGAAGAGGAUAUGCUGGAGCUGCUCAAGUUUGAUCGGAAGCAACUUCGGUCAGUUUUAAAUAAUUUAAAGGGAGACAAAUUCAUCAAAUGCAGAAUGAGAGUAGAGACUGCUGCAGAUGGGAAAACCACUCGCCAUAACUACUACUUUAUCAAUUAUCGUACUCUUGUUAAUGUGGUAAAAUAUAAAUUGGACCACAUGAGAAGAAGGAUUGAAACCGAUGAAAGGGAUUCCACCAACCGGGCUUCCUUCAAAUGUCCUGUCUGCAGUAGUACUUUCACAGACUUAGAAGCCAAUCAGCUUUUUGAUCCCAUGACAGGAACUUUCCGCUGUACUUUUUGUCAUACAGAGGUAGAAGAGGAUGAAUCAGCAAUGCCCAAAAAAGAUGCACGCACACUUUUGGCAAGGUUUAAUGAACAAAUUGAACCCAUUUAUGAAUUGCUUCGAGAGACAGAGGAUGUGAACUUGGCCUAUGAAAUACUUGAACCAGAACCCACAGAAAUCCCAGCCCUGAAACAGAACAAGGACCAUGCCACACCUACUGCUGGAGCUGCUGGCCUACCAAGUGGGCACCACCGUGAAGCAUGGACUACCAAAGGUCCCUCUUAUGAGGACUUAUACACUCAGAAUGUUGUCAUUAACAUGGAUGACCAAGAAGAUCUUCAUCGAGCUUCACUGGAGGGGAAAUCUGCCAAAGAGAGACCCAUUUGGUUGAGAGAGAGCACUGUCCAAGGGGCAUAUGGGUCUGAAGAGAUGAAAGAAGGUGGUAUAGAUAUGGAUGCAUUUCAGGAGCGUGAGGAAGGCCGUGCGGGGCCUGAUGAUAACGAGGAGGUCAUGCGAGCACUACUCAUUCACGAGAAAAAGACUUCUUCUGCUGCAGCGGGCUCAGUGGGGGCAGCGGCUCCUGCUGCAGCUGCCAACGGCAGUGACUCUGAGAGUGAGACCAGUGAGUCGGAUGAUGACUCUCCACCGCGACCAGCGGCUGUGACUGCACAUCAUCAGGAAGAGGACGAGGAGGAGGAUGAGUUUGAAGAAGUAGCAGAUGACCCCAUUGUUAUGGUGGCUGGCCGUCCAUACUCCUACAGUGAAGUGAGCCAGGGGCCAGAGCUGGUGGCCCAGAUGACACCCGAAGAGAAAGAAGCGUACAUAGCAAUGGGACAGCGUAUGUUUCAGGACCUCUUCGAGUGAGCUUUCCCUCCCUUUUCCUCUUUUCAAAAAGAUAUUCCCCAUCUUUGAAGAAAAGUGGUUAAGUGGCUUUGUGCCCCUGUGGAUGUAAAGCAGCUGGUAUCUUUGUUUUACACAAAGAAUAAUGGGUAAGAAAGUUUGAUUUUUUUUUUUUUUUUUUGGUACCAGAAAUUUCCUAGCAAGGCAGGUUUGCUAUAAGCAUUCCUUUCCCUGCUACUAUUACAGUAUUAAUAUUUUACUGUAUUUCAUUAUCUAAUUUGUGUUCUUUUCUAAGACACAUUUUUCCGCCUCUUCAAAUGAGUUCGGGAGGUCUGUAAGGUGAUUUCAUCAUGUCUGCCUAUGCAAGCCUACUAUGAUAAAUUAGUCACUCAUCACAUCCUUUUAUCUGUUCUGACCAAGCAUUCCAAACAAUUCUUGAUUUUGCUUUCAGCCAAAGCAGCUUUCCAAUGAGCAAAUCAUUGAUUAGGAGAGAAAAGUCAUUUCCCCCAAAUUAAGUUUGGGGUUAAUAUGUAGGGGGAAGUAGGGGAGUAUAUAAGAGGGAAGGCUAUGCCUGAAUUUCAUGAUCAAUGUCUAAACCUUACACAUUAGAAUUUGUGUCCUUAGAAUUGAUCAGACUGCUAGAUUCUGUUAUCUUGCUUAAUUCCUUUUAGUUUGGACUUUGGGUGGUAGAAAACAAAGUAUAUUUGGUAAAUUCCUUUGAAGAAAUUAGAAAAAAUAUGUCCUUAGGACAAGGAGUCCAUUGUAAAGGAUUGAAGAUUGCAGAGUAUUGGAAAUAGUGCCUUAGAACUGCCUGGGUUUGGGAAUUCUUGAAUAUAAAGCUGAGACUGGUUCUGUGAAUUUUUCUCUACUUUUACAGAUUUCCUAUCAAUGCUUUAAAUUGUUUAAUGAGGCCAUUCCAGCAGAAAUGAGCAUAGAAUAAUUGAUUACUCUUCCCUUGCUCACAUACACUCUUUAAAUGUCGUAGAAGGCUUUCUUUGUCUCUUUUUUGAUUCUUAUCAGACAUGGUGUUUUAGAGUGUGUAUUUUUAAGCAUUGUAACCUCAAAAGAUAGAGUUUCUAAUGUGUACCAUGGCAUUAUUCCCUAAGAAAGAACUUUAAAAAUGAAGAACUUGCAUACAAGGAUCUAUGAUGAUUAUCUUUUUGUAAUGUUUUUCUUUGCAUUGUAAUUUUUAAGUAUUUAUCACUAUAUAGUACAUGAGUGAAGUUACCAUAGUGUUUUAGAGUAUUAGAGUCUUGUAUGAAGUGAUGUUUCAUUUACCUGGGUUGUAUUAAUGAAUAUUGACAAUAAAUCUAUUUUAUGCUGACUGAAAGUUGUUAAUUUCCAGCUCUGUAACAUCUUGAAGCAUAAUUAAAAUGAAUAUUCUUCCCAUUA
Messenger RNA from Lepus europaeus (European hare), 2785 nucleotides. RefSeq names its product general transcription factor IIE subunit 1 (gene GTF2E1). Gene Ontology annotation, biological process: transcription open complex formation at RNA polymerase II promoter; transcription initiation at RNA polymerase II promoter. The coding region runs from base 101 to 1417 and encodes 438 amino acids. Gene Ontology annotation, cellular component: transcription factor TFIIE complex. Lineage: Eukaryota; Metazoa; Chordata; Mammalia; Lagomorpha; Leporidae. The transcript is spliced from 5 exons. The record is from RefSeq and is a predicted model, not a curated record.